UUAAAGUCAGCAAACGCAGGGAUAUUCAUAUUUAUAUUUAAGGAGAGGCUCUUAAAGAAGAAACGAUCUGCAAAAACACAUAGUUAGAAAAUCAAAGGCAAGAGAGGCUUGCUGAAAAGGGUGUUUUCGAAAUGUCAAGUUCCGGUGGUGCAGCUAUAGAAGAAAGGGCGGUGCAAUUUGGAUUGACUAGCCGUGAAGAUUCAGGCAGCAGUCAAGAGGCUAAGAAGGAGGAAGUAAUUGAAUCUGCCAAAAGCGAAAUGGGUGAUGUGAGAGAAGAAAAUCACAGAUUAAAGAUGAUGCUGGAGCGAAUUGAGAAAGAUUACCAGUCUCUCCAGUUGCGCUUUUUCGACAUUCUUCAGCACGAAACUAGUUCUAAGCAAUCUACAGAUUCAGCCCCAUCCCAUGAUGAAACUGAAGAAUCUAAUGAGCUGGUGUCACUUUGCCUUGGAAGAAGUCCAAGCGAGCCUAAAAAGGAAGAAAAGUCUACAAACUCUGCCAAAAGUAGGGAAAAUGAAGAGUUGAAGGCUAACUUGACUCUUGGAUUGGAUUCCAAGAUUCUGACAUCCACAGAAACUGCGUCAAAUCCAAGCCCCGCAGAAAGUGUAGAAGAACCGAAGGAAGAAGCUGGAGAAACAUGGCCACCAAGCAAGAUUAUUCCAAAAAGAAAUGGAGAUCAUGAUGAGGCUGCACAACAAAGUCAAGCGAAAAGAGCCAGGGUUUGUGUGAGAACAAGAUGUGAGACACCCACAAUGAAUGAUGGAUGCCAGUGGAGGAAAUAUGGACAGAAAAUUUCCAAAGGAAAUCCAUGCCCACGAGCAUAUUAUCGUUGCACUGUUGCACCAUUAUGUCCAGUAAGAAAACAGGUGCAAAGAUGUGCUGAGGACACGUCGAUCUUGAUCACUACCUAUGAAGGAACACAUAACCACCCACUUCCAGUUUCAGCCACAGCCAUGGCUUCUACCACCUCGGCAGCUGCUUCGAUGUUAUUAUCUGGCUCUUCAACCUCUCAGCAAGGCCUUGGUUCCCAUAUCAAUGCGACCUCUGCUCGUACUGAACUCAACGGAGUAAGCUUCAGUCUUCACGAUCAUUUGAGAGCAAAGCAAAUCUACUUUCCAAAUUCUUCCUCGCCAACGUUCCCAACAAUUACUUUAGACCUUACCACCUCUCCCUCUACUUCAACUACUCCUUUCGGUAGGUUCUCUUCAAGCUUCAGUUCAACCUCAAGAUAUCCCUCAACAAGUCUUAACUUUUCUUCCACCGAACCCAACUCUCUACCCCCAAUAUGGGGAAACGGGCUCCAUAAUUAUGGCACACGAUCCUAUAAUCAUCAACAAUUAUAUCAAUCAUUCAUGGAGAAGAACCACCAGGCCGCAGCUUCUCAACAGGUUUUAACAGAUACCUUAACAAAGGCAAUAACGUCGGAUCCAAGUUUUCGAACAGUAAUCGCCACGGCUAUUUCAUCAAUGAUUGGAGGUGGAGGUAGUGCAAUUGCAAACAAUAGAAACCAAAGGGCCGGGGAUCAGAAUUGUUUUGGGCAGAACUUGAACUUUGGCGAGACCAUGACUACAUCGGCAUUCUCCAUCAAUUCAUUGUCCCAGAACGGGAAAGGAUGUGCAUCAAGCUGUUUCAAUGGAUUGUCAUCUUCGACAUCUCAGAAGGGAAGCAGUCAGCUUCAACCGGCAUUGCCAUUUUCUGUAUUUAACAGUGCCUCUAUGCCUAAUAAUGACAAUGAGGAACACAAGAGUUAAGACAGCAACAAGAAAAUGUAAUUUCGUUAAGACAGCAAUAGUUGCAGUACUAUAUAAUAUUUGGGACAUUCUUGUGAUUAUAUUAUAUUUAGUAUGCCAAUAAAAAAACAAAAA
Populus trichocarpa (black cottonwood) is the source of this 1862-nucleotide messenger RNA. Its product is annotated as probable WRKY transcription factor 72. The record is from RefSeq and is a predicted model, not a curated record. The transcript is spliced from 4 exons. Gene Ontology annotation, molecular function: DNA-binding transcription factor activity; sequence-specific DNA binding. Gene Ontology annotation, biological process: regulation of DNA-templated transcription. Bases 132 to 1748 code for a protein of 538 amino acids. Lineage: Eukaryota; Viridiplantae; Streptophyta; Magnoliopsida; Malpighiales; Salicaceae.